UGCGAACGCUACCACAUAAAGGUAGAUCUUCCAGUCUGAAUGGUGAUAUGAUUAUGAUAAAUCGACUUCCCUUCUAACUUCAAUUUUUCUUCCUAUCACCCUACACAUUCAGUUGCUCCAAGAAGUUCUCCAAUACCGCAAUAAUACGAGUCUCGCUGGCGAAAAGUAAAACUUAUAUUUUCCUUUUUUUUAGAGAUUUUCGCAAAAUCAAAAGGAAGGAGACUCAAUUCAAGAUUUAAGAGGAUGUCUAUCCCAUCUGAACUGCGCAUUCUUUGCCUACGUCUUACAUCUACUCCUCCAAAAGAUCUUCCGAAUCUUACGCCUACUCUUGUUCAACAUGCCCUUCAAUGUCAAAUUCCCCUCUCAAACCCUAGUGUGAAUUCAGGGAAGGCGGAUGCAUCGCAGUCGGCAGUUUUGGUCCACAAAUUAAAGACCCAAUUGACAACCUUAUUGAAUGGCAAGAGCGCCGAGGGAAGAUUCGCUGCUAUCGUCUUGAUCAAGGUCGUGGUCGAAGUUGGAGGUUGGGAGAUUUUGCGCGACGCAGGGUCUUGGGUGCGAGGAUUGCUUUCGGUUCUUGGAGUACGUGUGAAGAUUGUUUCUGUCGUUUACCGGUACCAUGUUUGUUCAAGUCGCAUACUAAUGAUUAUAUUAGAAACCAGACUCAAGUGCUGCCAAAGAGCUGAGUAUUAUAGCACUAACCAAGAUCUAUUGCAUGACCCAUCAAUACCAAACCUUGGUCAGAGAAAUCACCACGCCGACGUUACCCACCUUUGUAACGUCUUGCUUGAAUGUAAUAUCUCCCAAGACAUCGAUGAAUAUCUUAGAUGUAAAUCCAUCAUUAGUAGAGACAGUCUUCCGCUCGUUUGCCAUGUUGCUGCCUCGCCAUACUACCAUCUUCCGCCCUUUCGCAUCCCAGUUACGUGCUGCCACCAGACCAUAUUUAGCAUCCACACUUUGUGAUCAGUGUUUUGUUCCGUUAUCGGUAAAAGAGAGUGCUCGUAAACUGGUGGUCGUUCUGCACCAGACAGUCGCGAAGAAUGGUGGAGGCGAGGAGUGGGGAAAGGCAGUUCGAGACCUUGUACAAGACAUCCACAUAACUGCCGACCAAGUGUUUCGAGCCGUCGUCGAAGACUGGGAGUCGACUGCUGGAUAUAUCGCUGAACCUGUAAAUGUUAAUGAAGAGCUCUCCGGUGGUGCGCGGACACCUGAGGAUCUUUCUCGCUGGAUUGGUAUUGACGCUGGCAUCGAAAGAUUGAUAGGCUUACUCGAAUUUCUGGAUGAAUAUUUAGGAGGGCCCACCCCUUCAGCUGUCACAAUUCCGGUCGGAUCUAUUUUCGACUUAAUAACCAGGAUUUUGUCUAUUUCUUUGCCCUCGCCCAUGGACUCGAAUUCCGGAAGUGUGCGGUUGCAUCCUGCAAUCGACCGUGAUGAGAGAGAUGGAUUGUGGACUGGCCUGCCAAAAGUUUUUGUUUCUGUAUUGCAUUUGAUCAGCACGAUGUCUGUCAUUUUAGAACAAGGUUUCGUUUCCCUUGCCCAAGGAAGUCUCGACUUGCUGAUUUGGUCCUUUUCGUCGGGGAGGAAUCACCAAGACUUUCGUGCAUCGACAUAUUCUUUAGCCUGUAAAAUUCUGCCGUUGGUCAGGCAAAGCUUAGAUAAACCACGUGUCGCAAAGCUUGUUCCACUAAUGCGAGCAUGCUGUAAAGAUCUGGAGACAAGUUAUUCGGGCAUCAGCAGCUCUGAAGCCAAUAAGUCUCAACCCAAGGGUUCGUCAAGUCAGAAUGCAGAUACUUUACUUCACGGCUCCAUAUCCACGGUUGUCGUUGUCGAUCCGAAUGUCAUUGUAGCAGCUAGUUCUCUUUUACCUGUAUUGUUGUCCGACCUUCCGCAGGGGUAUCUUGAUAUAUCCAUGCGUUCUCAACUCGAACGUACAGCAAUUCUCGGACGUAAUAAAGAAGCAAUGUUGGCAAGCAUACUCAAUCCAUUCGUUGGAAAGAACGGAAAAGCAUUGUCGAGUAUUCUUCCCCAUAUCACGAGGGCGUUUCCAAAUGACGAUACAGUGGAGAUCCUCUUACGUCCCCGCAUGCCGAUCAUACCUGCUGGAGGACAUGGCACUUCCACGCUUGAUGAUCUUGCAGAAGACGAUUCUGAAGACGAUGUCAUGGAUAGCAUAGAUGAUGCCGCCGCCAUUAGGCAAAGAGCAGAUGCUGUUGAUGCACCAGAUUUUCAGUCAGCAAGAAACGAAGUGCUAAACCCAUCAGAGAAAAAGUUCGAUGUUGGACUAGGUACUAUUGCCCAGCAGGACUUGCCUAGCCAAUCUGGGUUUGAAGCAUCCGCGCCUCUUUCGGUUAUCCCUAGCGUUAGGUUCCCUAAUACUGAGUCAUUAGCCCCAACUACAACAAAUGCUGAUACUGUCAUGAGCUACGAUGAUGCUAAAGGGUCGGAUUCAGAUUCAGAUGUUAGCGUGCAUCUUACAAUGCAGUUGGACUCGGAUAGCGAAUAAAUACAUAAAAUUUGUCUCAGGAACCAGACAAUGCACUAUUACCGAGCUACUUUGUUGCAAUUUCAUGCCUUUUUUGAUCAGGUAGAAAAACAAAUAGCUUCAGGCUGUAUCAUCUAAAAUAACUUGUGGAAUAAUGACAACUUUGCAGUAUAUAGAGAAUCACGACAGCCAGCUUUCGCUGCAUUUUGCAUAUCUGAGAAUCAUUUCUCCUAAUAAACUAUUGCUGAGUCAAAUAAAAACAUUUUGUC
Molecule: messenger RNA, 2748 nt
Organism: Sclerotinia trifoliorum
Lineage: Eukaryota; Fungi; Ascomycota; Leotiomycetes; Helotiales; Sclerotiniaceae
Source: the annotation of a GenBank genome assembly